Molecule: messenger RNA, 1649 nt
Organism: Oncorhynchus keta (chum salmon)
Lineage: Eukaryota; Metazoa; Chordata; Actinopteri; Salmoniformes; Salmonidae
Product: Kruppel-like factor 18
Exons: 2
Coding region: 124-1632 (502 amino acids)
Source: RefSeq, a predicted model, not a curated record
UUCACAUCAAAAGUUGAAAUGCCAUGGAAAUAUUCAAUCGGUAACAUGUGAUCUGUAAACAUCAAAGUAUUGGAUGGAUAUAUAUUUUGACACUAUCCUUCUACUACAGGUCAUCUAAAGUGUAUGGACUUCCUGCUGUCUUCUACUACAGGUCAUCUAAAGUGUAUGGACUUCCUGCUGUCUUCUACUACAGGUCAUCUAAAGUGUAUGGACUUCCUGCUGUCUUCUACUACAGGUCAUCUAAAGUGUAUGGACUUCCUGCUGUCUUCUACUACAGGUCAUCUAAAGUGUAUGGACUUCCUGCUGUCUUCUUCUACAGGUCAUCUAAAGUGUAUGGACUUCCUGCUGUCUUCUUCUACAGGUCAUCUAAAGUGUAUGGACUUCCUGCUGUCUUCUACUACAGGUCAUCUAAAGUGUAUGGACUUCCUGCUGUCUUCUACUACAGGUCAUCUAAAGUGUAUGGACUUCCUGCUGUCUUCUUCUACAGGUCAUCUAAAGUGUAUGGACUUCCUGCUGUCUUCUACUACAGGUCAUCUAAAGUGUAUGGACUUCCUGCUGUCUUCUACUACAGGUCAUCUAAAGUGUAUGGACUUCCUGCUGUCUUCUACUACAGGUCAUCUAAAGUGUAUGGACUUCCUGCUGUCUUCUUCUUCUACAGGUCAUCUAAAGUGUAUGGACUUCCUGCUGUCUUCUUCUUCUACAGGUCAUCUAAAGUGUAUGGACUUCCUGCUGUCUUCUUCUUCUACAGGUCAUCUAAAGUGUAUGGACUUCCUGCUGUCUUCUACUACAGGUCAUCUAAAGUGUAUGGACUUCCUGCUGUCUUCUACUACAGGUCAUCUAAAGUGUAUGGACUUCCUGCUGUCUUCUACUACAGGUCAUCUAAAGUGUAUGGACUUCCUGCUGUCUUCUACUACAGGUCAUCUAAAGUGUAUGGACUUCCUGCUGUCUUCUACUACAGGUCAUCUAAAGUGUAUGGACUUCCUGCUGUCUUCUUCUACAGGUCAUCUAAAGUGUAUGGACUUCCUGCUGUCUUCUACUACAGGUCAUCUAAAGUGUAUGGACUUCCUGCUGUCUUCUACUACAGGUCAUCUAAAGUGUAUGGACUUCCUGCUGUCUUCUUCUUCUUCAGGUCAUCUAAAGUGUAUGGACUUCCUGCUGUCUUCUACUACAGGUCAUCUAAAGUGUAUGGACUUCCUGCUGUCUUCUUCUACAGGUCAUCUAAAGUGUAUGGACUUCCUGCUGUCUUCUACUACAGGUCAUCUAAAGUGUAUGGACUUCCUGCUGUCUUCUACUACAGGUCAUCUAAAGUGUAUGGACUUCCUGCUGUCUUCUUCUACAGGUCAUCUAAAGUGUAUGGACUUCCUGCUGUCUUCUACUACAGGUCAUCUAAAGUGUAUGGACUUCCUGCUGUCUUCUUCUACAGGUCAUCUAAAGUGUAUGGACUUCCUGCUGUCUUCUACUACAGGUCAUCUAAAGUGUUUGGACUUCCUGCUGUCUUCUACUACAGGUCAUCUAAAGUGUAUGGACUUCCUGCUGUCUUCUACUACAGGUCAUCUAAAGUGUAUGGACUUCCUGCUCUCUUCUUCUACAGGUCAUCUAAAGUGUAUGGACUUCCUGCUGUCUUGCCAUUGACUGCAUUGUUGUUGUUC